Caenorhabditis elegans is the source of this 540-nucleotide messenger RNA. RefSeq lists its product as uncharacterized. NCBI's taxonomy places the organism in Eukaryota, Metazoa, Nematoda, Chromadorea, Rhabditida, Rhabditidae. The transcript is spliced from 3 exons. The record is from RefSeq and is marked reviewed. The coding region runs from base 25 to 453 and encodes 142 amino acids.
UUGAGGUGAAAGAUUUUAUUGAAAAUGUCGGAGGAUGUGCAAACUGUAAAGCCGAAAAGAGCAUCAGAGUUGCGUUUGAACGUUGCCAACUUCUACAAUGAUCAGGAGACUCGGAACUUGUUAUUGGCAGAAGAGGCCGCAAGAACUUUUAAUAGAGAUGACUAUGACCAGGAAUUCGUUGGAGAACGUGUUUAUGAGUGUGUCAUUGGCUCCUCUGUCUGGAGAGUUUCCCGGUCAUCUCUUCUCGCUCUUUCUCUUUUCUGCACUAUAGCUGUGGCUGUAAUUGUCAUCGCAAUUGUUCUUUUGUGCACAUUCAUCACAUUGUCAAGCUCUACCGAGAUACCGGAUGACGUUACAAAUGAAGAUGUCAUUGGAGUUAUCAAUUGGCUUCAUUACCCAAUUGGCGAUCUGGCACUGCGUCGAGCUAAUUAUACAAGACCUCAUCAAAAAUGAGUGACCGUUUUUUCUCCGUCACAAAUAAGCCUCAUAUUUAUUUUUAUUUUCCUCAUAUGUCCCAAUGAACCAUUUAUAAAAUAUGUG